Lampris incognitus (smalleye Pacific opah) is the source of this 1851-nucleotide messenger RNA. It is a transcript of the gene tspeara, whose product is annotated as thrombospondin-type laminin G domain and EAR repeats a. Lineage: Eukaryota; Metazoa; Chordata; Actinopteri; Lampriformes; Lampridae. The transcript has 13 exons. Bases 244 to 1851 code for a protein of 535 amino acids. Gene Ontology annotation, biological process: signal transduction. The record is from RefSeq and is a predicted model, not a curated record.
AGCUUCCCCUCCUCCCAACUCCUGGCAAACUGUGACCUCUUCCCCCAAGAGUUCUCUGUUGUUGUGACCCUAAAGUUAACUCGUGUUUCACCCAAGAAAAGUGAAUACAUCUUUUCUGUGAAUGAAGACGAGCUGGAUGGGGAGAGACAGGCGGAUAGGAACAAGAAACAAGGACGGAUCAUUCUGGCACUACGGUUCUUGAAAAACCACCUGCAUUUUCUGUACAAAGGUGAUGGAGGGUUCAUGGAGCGCCGGGUGUUUCGAGGCAUGCGGCUGGCUGAUAAUCAAUGGCAUACACUGGUUCUAGUUAUUAGAGACCACCAUGUCAGGCUCACAGUGGAUUGCAGACCACCACUGGAAGUGGUUUCCCUCAAGUCUUUCCCCACCGACCUCAACAUCCAGGGAUCAAGAUUCCACAUUGGCAGCCAGGGGAAGCAGAAAGGCCUGUUUUCAGGUCUGCUGAGACAGCUGGUUCUGGUGACGGGUUCUGAUGCCACCCGUCAGGUCUGCCCAUCUUCCAACCCCAGACUGACAGCACUGUCAAUACCGCCUGUUUUGUUAGACUUGCCCGUCACGCCGAGGGGGGCUGACAGCUACCUGCCGAAAUACGAAGCAGACGUUCGAGUAUCAGUGGGGUUUGAACGCCUGUGUGCCGAGUCGGUGCGAGGACAGUUGUGGUUCAACCCUGUUAGGAGGGGCCUCUACCUCUGUGACGGUGCGGUCUGGAUCCCCGUGCUGGAGGAACACAAGCGGCUGGACUAUGUCUUGGAACAACAGGUGCUCACCACCAGCUCAGAGACGUAUGAUGUGGAGGUGUUUCAAGUGCCAGGCAUGGGGCUGAUGGCUGCGAUGGCCCAUCGCUUCACUGGCUCUGGGUCUGCCGUGUACUUGUGGAGCCACAAAGGCUUCCAGCUCUACCAGAAUAUCAGCACCUAUGGAGCUCUGGCUUGGAGGCACUUCAGCAUGGGCAAGAAGAUGUUUCUAGUGGUGUCUAACUCCAGAGGAGGAGCAGAGGCGCAUGUUGAGGAUCAGUCAGAGGCAGAAGUCUCUGUGAUUUACAAAUGGAGCAAGAGGAGAAAGCGUUUUAUCCAAUACCAAGCCCUGCAGACACACUGUGCCAGGGACUGGGAGGCCUUCCACAUUAAUGGCAAUACCUAUCUCGCUGUGGCCAAUCACAGACAAGGGGAUAGUAAUCACACCAUAGACAGUGUGGUAUACAAGUGGAACAGGGGAGCAAAGUCUUUUGAGGUUCAUCAGACACUGCUGACCUCUGGGGCCUAUGACUGGGAGUUCUUCACUGUAGGACCGUACCACUUCCUCGUGGUUGCCAACGCUUUUGAUGGAGUGACCACUCAAGUAGACUCCGUCAUCUAUGUUUGGAUCAAUGGGAGCUUCCAAGUGUUUCAGACGAUCAAGACAUUCUGUGCCACAGACUGGGAGAUGUUCCGGAUUGGCAAUAGAGUUUUCUUGGCUGUUGCCAAUGGACACAGACUCCACAGCAAUGGCUCAAGUCGUUAUGCCAUCAACUCCACUAUCUACGAACUGGAUAUGAAUGGACAGUUGUUCGUUCGCUUCCAGGACAUCGUCACCUACAGUGCAGUCGACUGGGAGUUCUUCACCCUGGGGGAUGAGAAUUUUCUGGUUGUUGCCAACUCCUUUGAUGGAGAUUCAUACUCGCUCAACAGCGUUCUCUACAGGUGGCAGGGAUAUGAAGGCUUUGUUCCUGUUCAUUGGCUUCCAACUAUUGGGUGCAGUGACUGGGAGUUUUUCACAUCUGGAGACGAGUCUUAUCUGAUCUACUCUAGUGCCAAAGUGCCUCUGACCAAAGUGUUCAAGUUGAAAACUCACUAG